AUGUUUGGCUCUAUUAUUGAUGUUCUUGAUGCACUUGUUGUUGAUGCAUAUUCUCCAGAUGAAAGUGCUAAGGCAAUAGGAUAUCUUGAAGCUUGUCAAACAUUUAAGAUUGCUUUUAUGUUGCAUUUGAUGAGAGAUAUCUUAGGAAUCAUAGAUGAUCUUAAUAAAUCAUUACAAAAGAAAGAACAGGAUAUUGCAAAUACUAUGCUGCUCGUUGAAGUAGCAAAGAGAAGGUUGCAAUCGUUGAGGGAGGAUGCCUGGGAUGAGCAUAUUGAUAAGGUAUCGACAUUUUGUAUCAGAACUCAUGAUCAUUUUAACGAGGUGACUACUGAUUUGCUUCAUGGAGUUGCUUGUUUGAAUCCAGUUGACUCAUUUUCUAGUUUUAACAUCAAGAAGAUAAUGAGGAUGGCUGAAUUAUAUCCUGACGAUUUUGAUGAAUUUAGUAGGGGUGCUCUUGAGAAUCAGCUUGCGACAUACAUUAUUGAUGUCCGUGAUAUUGAUGAAAGGUUCGCCAAUCUGAAUGGUCUUUGUGAUCUCUCAAGAAAACUAGUUCAAACGAAGAAGAACUUAAACUUUCCUCUUGUAUUCCGCUUAGUGAAAUUUUCUUUGCUUCUACCAGUUGCCACUGCAUCCGUUGAAAGAGCGUUUUCGGCAAUGAAGUUUAUUAAGAAUGACCUGCGGAAUCAGAUGAAUGACGGACUUUUGAGCGACUGCGUAGUUCCUUAUGUAGAAAAAGAUGUAUUUAUUAAUAUUUCUAAUGAUGCUAUUGUAAAAACAUUUCAAGAGAUGAAACCUCGUCGAGUACAGUUGCGAUAA
This is a messenger RNA of Lycium barbarum (goji berry), 816 nucleotides long. RefSeq lists its product as uncharacterized. The coding region runs from base 1 to 816 and encodes 271 amino acids. NCBI's taxonomy places the organism in Eukaryota, Viridiplantae, Streptophyta, Magnoliopsida, Solanales, Solanaceae. The record is from RefSeq and is a predicted model, not a curated record. The transcript is spliced from 2 exons. Gene Ontology annotation, molecular function: protein dimerization activity.